AUGCUGCUCCAUAUAGUUAAAGGUCCAACUUCUUUUCAAAGUCUUCGCACAGUGAAAAAUUUCAUUUAUGACACUUUUCAAGGUGCAUGCAAAGCGUUGGGUUUAUUGGAUGACGAGUCUCAUUGGGAAAACACGCUAUCAGAAGCGUCUAUAUGUUGUACACCUAAAUCACUAAGAUGUUUAUUUGCUAUCAUGCUAACGUUUUGUCAAAUUACUGAUCCUUUGAAGCUUUGGCAAAAUUAUCGUGAAAGUAUGGCCGACGAUAUACUGCAUCGAAAACGACAGGAAUUGUCAUCAAAUGAUAUUAGUUUUGACCAAAGUAUAUUUGAUGAAGCUUUAUUUGAAUUAAACAAAGAAGUGGAAGUUUUAUCGGGAAAAUCUAUAGUACAUUUUGGUUUUCCCUUACCGAUAAACAUAAAUAGAACAACAAUUAAUAUUGAGUGUUUAAGAGAGAGAAGUUAUGAUCAACAGCAACUAUUACUGUCCGUUCAAAAUGAAAAUCAAUUAAACCGUGAACAAAGAAUUGUAUAUGAUUCAGUAAUGUCGUCUGUUAACAAUAAUGAAGGCAAAAUAUUAUUUUUAGAUGCUCCUGGGGGCACGGGUAAAACUUUUUUGAUAAAUUUACUUCUUGCAAAAGUAAGAUAUGGUGGAAAAAUUGAUCUUGCGGUAGCGUCAUCUGGCAUUGCAGCUACGCUAUUAGUAGGGGGCCGAACAGCUCAUUCUACAUUUAAACUUCCUUUGAAAUAUGAUAGUGACGAUAUUACGAGUGUCUGUAACGUUUCAAAGCAAAGUGGUACUGGUAAAUUGAUGCAGGACUGUUGUCUAAUUAUUUGGGACGAAGCGUCAAUGUCCCAAAAAACUUCAGUUGAAGCUUUAGAUAGAACGAUGCGAGACUUGCGUCAUAAUAAUAGUCCUAUGGGUGGCUGCACAGUGUUGUUCUCUGGAGACUUCCGUCAGAUCUUGCCUGUGGUUACAAGAGGGACAAGAGCUGAUGAAGUCAACGCGUCUUUGAAAAGAUCCUACUUAUGGCCUUAUAUAAAAAUAUUAGAAUUUAAAACUAAUAUGAGAGUGCUAUGUACAGAUCAAGAUAAUAUAAAUUUUGUCAAAGAUUUACUUUUAAUAGGCAAAGGAGAAUUUCAAGCAACGAAUGAUAAAAUAAAUAUUAAAAGUUUCUGUAAUUCAGUACCCACUAUAACAAAAUUGGUUCAAAACGUGUACCCGAACAUUUAA
This is a messenger RNA of Metopolophium dirhodum (rose-grain aphid), 1230 nucleotides long. RefSeq lists its product as uncharacterized. Gene Ontology annotation, biological process: telomere maintenance; DNA repair. The transcript has a single exon. The record is from RefSeq and is a predicted model, not a curated record. Gene Ontology annotation, molecular function: DNA helicase activity. Bases 1 to 1230 code for a protein of 409 amino acids. Lineage: Eukaryota; Metazoa; Arthropoda; Insecta; Hemiptera; Aphididae.